UCAUAUUUCAAACGAGUCGAGUGAGUGUGUUUGCGUGGCAGCUGUUUUCAAGAUACUCCGAACCAACCAAACCGUUUUAUUUUACGCCUCUUCUGCAAAACCAAGUCCGUUUAAGAACUAACAAGUGCAACGCCCCAAAUGAAAUGCGUUGUUAGUUGUUUUGUCCUAAACAAAACCACAAAUUAGUCAGACAACCGAGAUGCAUAACCCAAAAUCAAGGGAAUUCGAAGCGCCGCUGUGACGCCGAACACAAUAUCUCUCAUUUUCUGGAUUUUCUUUAAAUGCCAAGACGAGAGCGCACAGAGAACAAUGUCUUUUUUGAUGAAAAAGAAGAAGUUCACGUUUCGAGUGGAUUUUACAUUAGAGGAGCUUACAGCAGUACCUGUUGUCAACGGAGUGCUGUUCUGUAAGAUCCGGUUGAUCGAUGGUGGGGACUUUGGCAUUUUGUCAUCCAGGGAGGAGGUGCAACAGAAUUGUGUCCGAUGGGGGAAGAAAUUCUCCUUUGUGUGUAAAAUGAGCGCUAAUCCAGUCACAGGCAUAUUGGAACCCUGCAUCUGUAGGGUUUCUGUACGCAAGGAGCUUAAAGGAGGAAAGGCCUUUUCAAAGCUUGGUUUUGCUGAUCUGAACAUUGCAGAAUUUGCGGGGUCUAGUUCUACAGUUCGCUGCUGCAUCCUGGAGGGCUAUGACACAAAAAAUACCCGCCAGGACAACUCAAUUCUCAAGGUAAUGAUUGGGAUGGCGCUCCUGUCUGGAGAUCCAUGCUUUAAAAUGCCUCCCAGCACAGCAAAAUCUGUCUCGGACAGAGAUGAGGAUCCCACCCUGCAGCUAGACUGUAAGGGUGAUAGCACUGAUGUCAAAAUACAACCACUCAGCACAAUUUUGGAGGGACCUUGUGCUUUUAAACCUCGACAGACAUCAGUUCGGAGCUUAGGACAGCUUGAUGAGGGCAAUGUCUCCAACCCAGAUGAGGUCUUUCACACUGGUCAUUUCCGCAACUCCAGCUUUGCCAGCCAGCACAGCAAGAUAUCGGGUUACAGCACAGGUCACUCUCGCUCCUCCAGCCUGACUGAUCUCAGUCACCAUCGAAACACCUCUUCCAGCAGCAAUGCUUCAUGUGGGUUUGCACUGCCAUAUCCCUCCACCCCAACACAACUGCAUCAGCAAGGAACUCCCACCAAACCAGAAAGGCCUCCACUACCCUCCGUAGCUGCCAUCAUGUCUAAUAGAUCAUCCAGAAGGAAGAAUGACAUGAUGGAGAAGCAGCAUAGCUGUGUGGAUGAUACCCGCAUUGAUGCUGAUGACAUUGUGGAAAAGAUUGUUCGUAGUCAGAAUUUUUCAGACAAAAGCAACAAUGAAGACAGCAACUUGCAAUUGUUUGUCAGCAAAGACGGGACCACAACACUCAGUGGGGCACAACUCUCCAACAGAGUAACACCUGGUGUCUUUGAAGCUGUGGUCAUUGCGACGCAUUGAACGAUGCAACAUCACGUCUGCAGCAGGAUGAGCUACAUCAGGAUUCUCAAGCAUCAGAUUGUAUGUGACUGUGUGUACAAGUACUGUAUGUGCAAAUCUGUAGUGGUACAUGCCGCUGCCAUUCUUGGCGACAGUGCAGGUUGGUUCGAUUCCAUGUCCCAAACCUGAAUUAAAAAAAAAAGAAACAGCUACGUAUGAUAAACAACAGCAUAGUGAGGUUGGUUAGCACGUCCCCAAUAAGGACAAGCAGUGUAAAUAUAAUUACAUAAAGAAAGGUUAUUAUGUACAAGAGCCUGAUGAGCCUUGUUGAAUGUCAAGGAGUUACAGUAUCCUUGAUUGUGAAACAUUUAUAGUAGGGGUGUAAAUCGCCGGUUUUGUCAUGAUACGAUAUCAUAUCGAUACAAAGGACCGCGAUACGAUAUUUGCCGAUAUCUUAAAGCCUGCUGUGAUUCAUUCACGAUACAUCACGAUAUAGUGCUCCACGAUCGAUAUUUUUAUUUUUAAAUAAAAAAUAUAGAACAAUA
Messenger RNA from Syngnathus typhle (broad-nosed pipefish), 1997 nucleotides. Its product is annotated as early estrogen-induced gene 1 protein-like. The transcript has 12 exons. The coding region runs from base 310 to 1473 and encodes 387 amino acids. NCBI's taxonomy places the organism in Eukaryota, Metazoa, Chordata, Actinopteri, Syngnathiformes, Syngnathidae. The record is from RefSeq and is a predicted model, not a curated record.